Alternaria ventricosa is the source of this 1647-nucleotide messenger RNA. RefSeq lists its product as uncharacterized. The record is from RefSeq and is a predicted model, not a curated record. NCBI's taxonomy places the organism in Eukaryota, Fungi, Ascomycota, Dothideomycetes, Pleosporales, Pleosporaceae. The transcript is spliced from 2 exons. Gene Ontology annotation, molecular function: hydrolase activity, acting on carbon-nitrogen (but not peptide) bonds. Bases 1 to 1647 code for a protein of 548 amino acids.
AUGGAAGCCCCUCUAUACUAUUCGUCCAAAGGGUCAGAAAAUGCUACCGCCUUCGUCAACGGACGAGUAUACACCAUGGACGAUGCGCAACCAUGGGUUGAAGCCUUUAUCGUCAAUCCCGACGGCAAGUUUGAAGCCGUCGGCUCGAACGAGGAGAUCAGAACCAUUGCUAAAAGAAGAGGGCUCGUUCAGUACCAACUACAAGAGAAAUUCGUCAUGCCCGGUAUCCACGACGCCCAUACUCACCUCUUAGCGGCUGGAUGCCAGCGCACUGGGGAAGCGCACGUCGGCUGGGAUAGCACCGACAAGACUCUCGCCAGCAACAUCAAGUCAGCUUCCUGUGCCUGCGCUUUUUCAAACGUCAUGGGCAACUGGAUUAUAGGCAACUUUUACCAGGCAAGCAACUUUGCCGAUGGCAUUCCCGACAGAAAAUACCUUGACGAGCUUUACCCGGACGACCCCGUGAUCGUGCGCGAAAUUUCCUGCCAUCGAAUCCUCGUGAACACUGCUGGACUGCGUGAGAUGGGUAUCGACGACGACGUCAAGGACCCGCCCGGGGGUUUCUUCUUUCGUCGACCUGAUGGCACACUCACCGGAGAGAUUGUCGAGGCUGCAACAACUCCAAUCUGGCGUGGUCUACCGCGCACUCCACUCAGCUAUGCCAAGACUGUCAUCGAGUUUGCCAUGUCUGAAUGUCAUAGGUAUGGCAUUACAUCCGUGCAAGAGGCAUCGGCCAACACCGUCUAUCUACACGCCGUGCGUGAGCUGGAAGCGGAGAAUCGCCUGCCUCUAAACAUACACACACACAUUGUUGCCGCACCGGAGAAAGCUCACGAGCGCGAGGAAUCACUAGCAGCUCUGCUCAAUGUUGCAGAAGCUUUUGAGAGCAAACAUGUUCACACGAGCUUUGUCAAGUUCUUCCUCGACGGCGCUCCGCUUCCUCCACAGUCCACCCAAUGCGAUUUGAACGACCAUGGAGCGCCCGAUGCUAAGCAUUUGCUGUUGAGCUACGACAAGCUACUCGAACAACUUCUCAAAUACGAUGCUCGGAGCAUGACAUGCAAGAUCCACGCCGCAGGCGAGGGAAGCUUGCGGCUUGCGCUGGACGCCUACGAGGCUGUGCGAAAGAACAACCCCAACGGUCCCAAGCACGAGCUUGCGCACUAUGACAUCCCACGGAUCGCGCGCCUGGGCCUUACCGCCGAGAUGUCCCCAGCAAUUUGGCACCACCCCAUUGUACAAGCAGCGCCCCAUCUGCUCAAGUGGCCCUUCAACGAUAUUCUGGCUACAGGCGCUCGUAUGACGAUUGGCUCGGAUUGGAUCUUGACUCCCAACCCAAGUUUGUUCGACCCACUUGCACACCUGGUGGAGAGACUUGAAGUGCCUGAAACACCAGCCCAUGAGGGAUUGAACAAGAAGCAGAUAGCCGCUGUAACGCUCUGCCGUAUGAUCACGUUGGGAGGUGCAGAAGCGGUGGGCAGAAGCCGCAUGCAGGGCAGCAUUGAAGUUGGGAAAAUGGCGAACUUCAUUGCUGUUGAUCAGGACUUGAGCCAAGGAGAGUUUGCUGGAGCAACGGUCUUAAAGACCUGGUUUGAGGGACGACAGGUAUAUAGCUCUGUGCCGGGCCAGUUGGGAUUGAAGUCUUGA